Cuculus canorus (common cuckoo) is the source of this 1178-nucleotide messenger RNA. RefSeq names its product calcium binding protein 7 (gene CABP7). Gene Ontology annotation, molecular function: calcium ion binding. The record is from RefSeq and is a predicted model, not a curated record. Bases 14 to 661 code for a protein of 215 amino acids. The transcript is spliced from 5 exons. Lineage: Eukaryota; Metazoa; Chordata; Aves; Cuculiformes; Cuculidae.
GGGAGCCCCGAAGAUGCCUUUUCACCCGGUAACGGCGGCUUUGAUGUACCGGGGCAUUUACACCGUCCCCAACAUCCUCGCCGAGCAGCACCCGGUGGAGAUCCCUGAGGACGAGCUGGAGGAGAUCCGUGAAGCCUUCAAGGUGUUCGACCGGGAUGGCAACGGCUUCAUCUCCAAGCAGGAGCUGGGCACGGCCAUGCGCUCCCUGGGCUACAUGCCCAACGAGGUGGAGCUGGAGGUCAUCAUCCAACGCCUCGACAUGGACGGCGACGGGCAGGUGGACUUCGAGGAGUUCGUGACGUUACUGGGGCCCAAGCUGUCCACCUCCGGCAUCCCAGAGAAGUUCCAUGGCACCGACUUCGACACCGUCUUCUGGAAGUGCGACAUGCAGAAGCUGACGGUGGACGAGCUGAAACGGCUGCUGUACGACACCUUCUGCGAGCACCUCUCCAUGAAGGACAUCGAGAACAUCAUCAUGACCGAAGAGGAGAGCCACAUGGGUACGGCUGAGGAGUGCCCCGUCGACGUGGAGACCUGCUCCAGCCAGCAGAUCCGUCAGACCUGCGUGCGGAAGAGCCUCAUCUGCGCCUUCGCCAUCGCCUUCAUCAUCAGCGUGAUGCUCAUCGCCGCCAACCAGGUGCUGCGCAGCGGCAUGAAGUAGCGGGGAGACGCCCCGAGCGCCGCCGACGGGGACCCACGCCGACAGCGGGGAGGGCAGACAGACCCAUAAUGGAAUCAGAGACGCAAAAUCGCCCCCUCCGGGGAUGGGGCAAACCCGAGGAGGAUGGACUCCCGCAGGGUCCCCGGUGCCCCGGGGCGAUGCGAUCGCAUGGCUGUACGCAGAACAUGGGAACUUUGAUAAAGACACACAAACACACACACAAAAAACCCCCUCCCUUGCCAGAAAAAAAACCAACCCCGUAAGUGCAUGUAAAGUGCAUGGAGCCCCGUGUGCUGCCCCUUCCCGCGCCGGGGGACGGUUGCUCCCGUGCGGAGGAUCCUGUUGGAUCCACCGAUCCCAGCGUCUCUAGCUCUAUAUUUAUGAUACAAAAAACCAAAUCAUCCCCUAAGCAAUACUCGUGCCUGAGAUGGUUUCUUGUCUGAGAUGGGAGCGUUUUGCAUGGACUUGGCUGCCAAGGGCUGGAUUUUUUCCCACCCUCCCCCUACCCCCCACCACC